Molecule: messenger RNA, 1233 nt
Organism: Naegleria lovaniensis
Lineage: Eukaryota; Heterolobosea; Eutetramitea; Acrasida; Naegleriidae
Exons: 1
Coding region: 1-1233 (410 amino acids)
Source: RefSeq, a predicted model, not a curated record
AUGUCAAAACGAGAACAUGAAGAAGCCUUUUCGGAAGUGUUUUUUGAUUUUUAUGAUGAUCGUUUAGAUGAGGAAAAGCGUAAAAUUAGGAAAAUGAAUUCUUCAUGGAACGAUCAUGAGGAUCGAGAAAUGAACGAUCAUCAUACUACGACAGCAGCUAUUGUCGUCAUCAUUAUAGAUUUUGAAAAUACGUUAUUGCAGAACCAUCAUGAAAGUACUUGUUACGGAGUAGAUCAAGCACCAUCUGAAUUUUAUUCCUUGCAAGAAUUAAGCUCUAAAUUGAAAAGAAAAUUACGGAAUGAAAGUAUGCAUCGGGCUCAACCAUUUUCAAUGAAAUUUGAAUAUGUGGAAUCGUUACGGUCGAUUGGUUUUAUACAACCUGUGGAUAUCAAAAUCUCAUACGUAUAUUCGUAUAUUAUUGCGUCAGAAGGGUUUUCUCGUGAAAUUCUGUUUUUUGAUUUGAAAUCUAAACGAUUGCAUACCAAGUUGUUUUUAUUUUCAAAGUAUUUAUGCGUGGAGGAGAACAAUGAAGAAUCAGUAUUGUUAUUUGGUUGUGAGCAAACGAAUGAUGUUUUCAAAUUUGAUUUGCAAAAGGUGGCGACAACCAAUCAAAAUUCCUCCGUAGAUCAUAAUGAUUUUGUUUGGAAAUCCAACUGUACCGAGAUGCCUGGAUCUAUUCAAGUUCUCAAAACACAAGUAUUUGUGGCAUCGUAUGAAAAAAAGUAUAUUGACAUUUUGGAAUUAAGCACUGGAACUCUGAUUCAAAGAUGUCACUUGGAAUACACACCACGGUUCAUUCAAUUUAUACCACUGCGACUCUAUGAGCACCCGUAUUUGAUCAUUAUCGAGCACAAAAUAUUACCACGCAUUUCUUUGUUUCAAUAUUGCACAUCUGAACAGAAAUGGAAGAGAGAACGAUCGUUGGGAACGUUUGGGUCGCUCGAUACGGGUGAAUUCUUUUCGCCGACUCGUGUUCUUUAUGACAGAGCCUACAAACAUUUAAUCGUUUCAUGCAAAGCAGUAGAAGGACUGUGUAUUUUAUCUUUGGAUGGAAAGGUUUGUAAAAUUACUUGUGAAUUGGGAUUAACCUUUAAGAUUGUGAAAUCAUUCGAACAAGGGUUAUGCCCAUCACGAGAACGUUUCGAAACGCCAGAUGGAAUAUGCUUGAAUGAGUGGACAGGAGAGUUAUUUGUUUGUGACGUUGUCUACAGACGAGUGCAAAUAUACAAGUAG